This is a messenger RNA of Paramormyrops kingsleyae, 666 nucleotides long. Its product is annotated as transmembrane protein 17A. Gene Ontology annotation, biological process: non-motile cilium assembly. NCBI's taxonomy places the organism in Eukaryota, Metazoa, Chordata, Actinopteri, Osteoglossiformes, Mormyridae. The record is from RefSeq and is a predicted model, not a curated record. Gene Ontology annotation, cellular component: ciliary transition zone.
AUGCCAGAUUACUUUCCACCUUUCCCCCAGAACCUGCGACUGGGACUGGCUUAUGCUAGCGGGAUUGUUUUUGCGCAGAACAGAACUCACGAUGGAGCUGAAAAUCGGCAAUACAAUUACGGAGCAGCGAAUGAACUGCUGUCAAAUCUCCCCCUCCAAAUGCUGCUCUACUUUAACAUCUUCUACUUUCCUUGCUGGUGGCUUUCUGAGAUGUUCAUGCUGGAAGUGAAGUUUUCUGUUCUGCCGGGGUACUACCAGGGUAUUCUGGUGACAGGAGUCAUCUUGAUUACAGCAUUUGAGGCACUAAGGCUUUAUCUUGGUUAUGUGGGCAAUCUGAACGAAAAGAUCCCUGAGCUCGCUGGCUUUUGGCUACUCAGCUUCCUGUUCCAGCUGCCCAUCCUACUCUUCUUGCUGACCGACGAAGGAGCCAUCAUCCUCCCGCUGGAGAGGGCCGUUCACUCCGUCUACCUCGUCUUCCUGCUCUCUGAGCUCGCGGCGGCUGCUCUGGCCCUCAGGACCAUGAGCCGGAAGCUCAGCCUCCAGUUUCGCCUCCGUCAGUUUGGGGAGGUGCAGUGCAGCCGGCCGGCAGACAGGAGCCCGGCGUUCAGUCUGCCUUACAGGAGAAGCGUGUUUCCAGUGUCUGCAGCCGGGGACGUUCAUCUGUGA